AUGAGUGCGUAUGGCAGCAUCAACGGUAGCUUCCUGGAAAGCCUCCUGAACCUGCAGAUUGAAGACGAAUCAACCAGUUAUGCCAACAGAGAUUCUGUUCAGGGGUGGAAGCUAGCCGCUACGUCAGGGGGUUGGCUUGACGAAAAAUCGGCCCCUUAUCAGCAGCCCCGUGCCUGGGAUGUGGGCAGGAAGGCAACGCGACCAACAAGAGUGUCAAUCGCUCCGGACGUGCCCAAUGGUGGGCCAGUGGCAACAAGGGGUUCGUCGGAGGAAAAGAUGCGGGGAAGUAGGAGCCCUACUCCUACAUACGUUAGGCGCAGCCCCAGGUCAGGCCUUGGGGGGGUAAAUGGCCCCCUAUCGAUGUCCACUGGUAGUUAUUUUGGUGAGUACGGCAACUUAGAUGAAUUCGCUUGCACGAAUACGACCGCAGAGUUCCCUGCAAAGACGCUUGACCGAUAUUCUGUGGAAUUCAAAGAGGGGUGGCUAAACAAUAGCGCCAUGUUUGGUUCAUUGUUGCAGGAUGACGAUCGGGCUCCUUCUCCAACAGUUGUCGCCCAGGAGGUGGAUAAUGGUGCUUGGGCCACUCAACUAGUGAGAAGUGAUCGUAACGGCACAAAAACCAGAAACCAAAAUGUUCCUGGUCGACGCAAUGACUCGCGCACUUCAAACGAAACUGGUCCUCCGGUGAAUUCAUCGGUGGUUCCAGUAGGGCGUUCGACACUCGCGGUGAAGUUUGUCGGCCUGGUGGAAACGCGCCCAACACCCCCAAUGAAUAUUUCAGACACGCCAGUAGCAUCUUCGGAGUCACCAUUGAGGCGUCGGCGUUCGCCAGCAAGGUCAUCGAAGACGCCAGUAGCGCUACUGGAUCCCCCAGGGAAUAUUUCAGACACGCCAGUAGCAUCUUCGGAGUCACCAUUGAGGCGUCAGCGUUCGCCAACAAGACCAUCGAAGACAAAGAAGACGCCAGUAGCGCCACUGGAUCCCCCGGUGAAUAUUUCAGAGAUGCCAACGAAGCGUGUGCAUCCACCUAAAGGGAGUUUGGGCCCAUCUGGAACGCGUUCGAAUGUGACAGACAAGCCUUCUACUACUACACUGGGGACUCCGGAGGCGCCAGUGAAGCCUUUGGGAGCAUCAUUAGGCUCUUCAAGGCGAUCGGCGCCAGGUUUGGAACAGCCAGCCAAGCAGAACUCUGUGCCACUGGAACGUGUGCGUUUCUCUUUUGUCUCGGAAUUGGAAUCACCAGGUUCAGAUGCAAUUAUGUUGAAUGCGUUUCCUCCAACAGAAAGGCUUGACCAUUCAGCGAAGCAGGAGGCACACGGCGGUGAACAUAGCCAUCAAGUGAGUUUUCAAAAGCGGCGAAUGCGCCGCUAUGCCAUUCGGGAGGAGGGUAAAGAGAACGAUGACUUUCGUAUUAAAACUGUUGCAGUUGUCCAUUCGCGUGAUGCACGGGAUGACUCAGGGGCGGAGUUGCCAUCAUUUACCCUCACUGAUGAGAGUGGGGGUGGCAUGGUCAGUGUGGUCCGUCACGAGGAGCUCCGUGACGGUUGUUUAGUUGAGCUUAAAACUGACUAUGACCUUGACGAGGUGCUUCGCUCCACGAAUGUGAGGAGCUCGUUAGCACUCGCCUCUCUCCUAAACCGUGCGCACUGUGGCCAGCGAGGAUUCCUCCUUAUCACUUACGCUACAGGCUGCCGUUCAAGGGCUGUGAAAUUGAGCCGCAAAUUCCUCAAGGGUCUGGUGAAACGCUUCAAAAGUGGUGCAGUGGAUGAUGGAACCAAGUGUGACAUGUGGCUCUCGGUAGCUGCAGUGAUUGACCCCCACACCGCUGUAGACCUCUUGAGAAGUACGAACGAAGUGCAGGUAGUUGCUCUUAGAAACGGCUUUGUGGGAUGCUGUGGCCCGUGCCUCAUGGGCAUGAAUUGGGCGGAUGUGGCCACAGUGGACUGCGUUGGCGAAGUCUCAAACAUAAUAAAGCGGUGGCAGCACUAUCAUCCGGAUAGCAUGGUUGUCGGAACGCUCCUUGUGAAAGAGUACGCGCCUCCUCCUCCUGGAGAAAUGGAAGUGCCUGAGUUGAUUCUUACAGUCUUCACCUUCGCUUUGACAGCAGACCCCAAGGGUUUUCAGAACCUUCGUAAGUCAAAGGCCUCACCUCUGCGCUUUUUCUUCACCGAUGCAUUGGGUGGCGCCGGUGUGACGACACACGUGACAUGCAUUAUGGAGGGGGACAGGAAGUCGGAUAUUUUCUUUGAGAACGCUCUGAAACUCCGGCAAAUUGUCAACCGCCCUCCAAUCCUAUACGACGCGAGGGAGCAUUACAACAUCGCACAGGAAUUUCUGCAAGAUGCGGUGACGAAGUUUGGGGAGUCGCGGGUGCGUGAGGAGACCAUCGUGGUAGUGAAGGGUGUGCUCAGGGACGCGAAGUGGCUGCUAUCCCACCCGGACGCCGUGCCACUGAAACGCCUCCAGUGUGUGCUCACCCUGCCUCUCUUGACGAGAAGCCCCCUGGAGGAGCUAAGUGCGCUGGCGGCAGGCGGCAACAGCGUCAAGAAGUUGCGCCCAGCAAGUCGGGAUGGCAACGGGGGAAUGGUGCAGGAGAAGGCUGGCACUAAGGACGCACACGGCACCUUCCUUCCCAUCUUAGUGCCUUCUCAGAGAGUUCCAGUGCCUAUACCGUCGCAGAAGAAGUCUAUCCUAGCUGAACCACGAUUCUUGCCAGGUGUGUCGUAA
Molecule: messenger RNA, 2727 nt
Organism: Trypanosoma grayi
Lineage: Eukaryota; Euglenozoa; Kinetoplastea; Trypanosomatida; Trypanosomatidae
Exons: 1
Coding region: 1-2727 (908 amino acids)
Source: RefSeq, a predicted model, not a curated record